Molecule: messenger RNA, 384 nt
Organism: Prorocentrum cordatum
Lineage: Eukaryota; Dinophyceae; Prorocentrales; Prorocentraceae
Source: the annotation of a GenBank genome assembly
AUGGCGAUGCCGACGGGGUUAUGGAGUCGUACGAGGGCUGCAGCGCCACGGCGGACUGGGACCAGAGCUGGUGCUACGUGCAGGACGCGCAAGUGGCGCGAGUGCGGCUCCUGCAACUGCAUGACGGAGUGGAACUACGAUGGCGAUGCCGACGGGGUUAUGGAGUCGUACGAGGGCUGCAGCGCCACGGCCGACUGGGACCAGAGCUGGUGCUACGUGCAGGGCGGUUCCAAUUGCAACCAGGCCCUGAACUCCACCGUGGCCGGCGAGACGCGCAAGUGGCGCGAGUGCGGCUCCUGCAACUGCAUGACGGAGUGGAACUACGAUGGCGAUGCCGACGGGGUUAUGGAGUCGUACGAGGGCUGCAGCGCCACGGCGGACUGG